Penaeus monodon (black tiger shrimp) is the source of this 1520-nucleotide messenger RNA. RefSeq lists its product as uncharacterized. Gene Ontology annotation, molecular function: protein binding. Lineage: Eukaryota; Metazoa; Arthropoda; Malacostraca; Decapoda; Penaeidae. The record is from RefSeq and is a predicted model, not a curated record. Gene Ontology annotation, biological process: intracellular signal transduction.
UGAACAGCAAGAUCGGCCACGCUCAGUCCAGCACCCGAAGAGCUACAACGCACAGUCAUGAUGUCAUGGUGCUUGUUUGGAAUAACGGCGUUUCUUGUAUAGUGGUGCGAGAGUGAUUAUACGAACGUUAAGGAAGGUGGCGCCAGUGUUCUGUGCACCGCGGCUGAUCAGAGAUUUUCCUUUCUUGCCCAGAAAUAACUGACAAUGUCCCGGAAGACGAUGGCAGAGGCACGGGGUAUCGUGCUGGGCUGGGGCCCGAAAAUGGGCGAGGAUGCGCCCUUUCUGCAGCGCCUGUGGCCAGCAGUUCUAGCCAGUGCUGGCGAAGGGAACGGCCUGUCAAUAGGCGCGCCCAUUCUGGAAAAUCUCCUUUCUAGCUGCGCGAGGGACUGCCUCAACUCCCGCAAGCGGCGCGACGAGCUGUCUGCCGCGCUGACGCCCGUCAUCGAGGCGUCGGACGAUUCCGCGGAGGCCGCGGCCGCCCUCGCAAGAGCCGCCCUCGAAUACCACGACAACCACUUCCACAACAACGGCGGGGUAUGUAAACUGGGUAAAUUCCAUAACAUCCUGUAUGUGGUCGUAUCCGUGGUUGUGGAACAGGAAGUGCAGGAUUCGGACACGGUGACGCAGCUGCUGCAGACGCUGCACCGGUGCGAGGGAGGGCUGGACCGCCUGGUGGCCCCCGCUUGCUCGGGCGAAGUGUCGCAUCUCCUCAGUUCGUGGCGCUCGGACACUGACUCGGCCGAGGAGGCUAGACACCGCCUGCAGUUUUUCGUCGACCACGCCCGCACGACCCGCCUACUGUUGCCUCAGCCCAAAGGCCAGGCCACGCGUAUGCUGGACACUCCUUUGGUCACCCUUCAGGGCGCGCCGCCCCUCUAUGUAGCCGUCCAGGCUGAAGACGAAGACGCUGUCCUGCUUUUGCUUCAAAAUGGCGCUAAACCUGCCGUCGGCGGGGAACUCUGCCCGUUCCUUCUGGCGCUGCGGCGGCUGUCGAGUUAUGCGCGAGCCACCAUGGGCCAACGGGAACCCUGCUUAUGCCCGAUAACCUUAUGCCCUUGUUUCUAUGAGCACCCCAUUAAUUUCCCUUUGGAGACUGUAGGAGUGUUUAGGCUGAUUCUCCGUGCCAUGGGACGGCGAAGAAUAGAACAUGACCCCGAAAUUCUUCACCCAAGAUUGGUAACAGACGGACUGCUUGGCGGGCCGCCCUCUCUUCGCCACUGGGCCAGACUCAGCAUCCGCAAUUGCUUGCUCAAGAACUGGUCCCUCCCACACGGGACAAGGAUGCUAGGCCUACCGGAAGCUGUGGUCAGAUACCUUGAUUUGUAUUGUGAUUAAACGUCCACUCAUACAGAAUGCAAGGGAAAUAAACAGCAGAAAAAAAUGAAGAAGCCAUUCGCAGAGAAAAUAUCAGAAUCCUUGAACAUAAGUGCCUUUAACAUUAUGCAAAAUGUCAGCAUCAGAAGAGUGAUGCUACAGUAAAUCGCUAUGCAUAUAUUACUGAGAGAAACACCACAUUCGCA